AUUGGGUCUUUUUUAUAAUUUGAAAGAGGGAUCGCUUGUGGAAGAAUUUGAACCCACGACCUUAACAAGUUACUUUUGGCCAAAUAUUGUAAAAAGGUCAAACAUUUCACAAAAGUUUCACAAAAGUCCUGACCUUUCAAUUUUGUUGAUUUUGGCCAAAAACUGAUUAUUUGGUUUCACAAAAGUCCGGACCUUUCAAUUUUGUUGAUUUUGACCAAAAAUGAAUUAUUUGGUUUCACAAAAGUCCUGACCUUUCAAUAUUUGACAUGUCACAUAGACGUCACAUAGGCAAAUUGAAAUCAAAUUGAGAGUUGACCACAAUUGAAAUCAAAUAAUUUAUUUUUGGCCAAAAUCGACAAAAUUGAAAGAUCAGGACUUUUGUGAAACUUUUAUAAAAGGUUUGACAUUUUUACGACAUUUGGCUUUUACUUUACUAUCCAGCGUUUAAACCAUUUAAGUUAGAGCUCGUUGGUUAUUUUUAUUGGGUUUAAUACCCCAUAUGUGACAUAUAAUGUGAUAAUUAAUUAAUGUGAUGGAAGAGAAUAUCACAUGUUCAUUACUUAUGGCAAUAUGUAUAAGUUAUAUAUACUACAAUUAAUUUAAUACCUUGAAGAUGCUUCUGCAAGUUGAGCCCUUUUGUAUUCUUUUGUAGUCUAAAAAGCUGAAUAUAUUCUUUAAUUAUUUGAUAAAGAAAAAAGAUAAUGAGGCAACUAAACCAUAAACAAAGCCUACAUUAAACAAAGCAAAAAGGGCUUUGAGAUGAGAUGAGAAGUUAGUUCAUUACAUAACAGUAUAGUUUUUCAGACCAGGAGUAGGGUUGUUGGUUGAUCUGUGACUGCAACUCCUGAAGAAAAAGAAUGGAGAAGAAGACAAUGAUGAGUGAUUGUAAGAAAAAGCUGUUGAAUGAGAUUAAUUCCUUGGAAGAGAAGCAACAGUUUCUCUCUCGCUCUCAUUUCCCUCCUCACUUUGUCUUUGGAGUUGCCACUUCUGCUUAUCAGAUUGAAGGCGGCUGCAAGGAUGGCGGUAGGGGUCCUAGUAUUUGGGACUCUUUUUCACACACCAAAGGAAAGAUUCUCCAUGGAAGCAAUGGCGAUGUAGCUGUCGAUCAUUUCCAUCGUUACCUGGAGGAUAUUGAUCUCAUUGCUAAGUUGGGAUUUGAUGCUUAUCGAUUCUCUUUGUCAUGGUCUCGCGUGUUUCCUGAUGGUUUGGGAACCAAAGCCAAUGAUGAAGGGAUCGCAUUCUAUAACAGUAUCAUUAAUGCUCUUCUUGAAAAGGGUAUUCAGCCGUAUGUAACUUUGUACCAUUGGGAUCUUCCUUUGCAUCUUCAGGAGUCAAUUGGAGGAUGGUUAAAUAAGGAAAUUGUAAAAUACUUUGCAGUCUAUGCAGAAACUUGCUUUGCAAGUUUUGGCGAUAGAGUUAAGAAUUGGAUUACAUUAAAUGAACCCCUCCAAACAUCAGUUAAAGGAUAUGAUACUGGGAGUUUUGCUCCUGGAAGACAUGAGGAGUCGGAAACAGAACCAUAUUUGGUUGCGCACCACCAGAUCUUGGCUCAUUCCGCAGCUGUUUCCAUAUACCGGAGCAAAUACAAGGAAAAUCAAGGAGGACAGAUUGGUUUUGUGGUAGACUGUGAAUGGGCAGAACCUAAUUCAGAUAAAAUUGAAGACAAAAUUGCUGCUGCAAGGCGACUUGAGUUUCAGAUUGGAUGGUACUUGCAUCCAAUAUAUUAUGGGGAAUAUCCCGAAGUUAUGCGCGAAAUACUUGGAGAUAGACUCCCAAAAUUCUCAGAGUUAUUUUACUGUUAAAAGAUUCUGAUAUAUUCUAGCUAUGAACUAAAAUUUAAAAAAAGGCGACUAAACAUAUGGUAUGUUCUACUACUAUUAAACAUAUGGUGUGUUCCAUUAAGAAAAGGCGACUGUUACAGAUAUUAGGAUUUUCUUUAUUUGGUGAGAACCGAGUAGACUGAAUCUUUCAUGUUGUCUACAAACUGAAAAUAAGCAUUCCUCCAUGCCUUCUUCAGUAUCAGAGUUCCAACAACCACCCAAAAACCUACCACAUAUCCUGGUGCCAACCCCGUGAAGAACCAUACCAUUUCAAAGCCAUCUUCGUCCUCACUCUCUUCAUCCACAUGCUUAUCCUUCUGUGAGAAGCAGCUGUUCGGCAAUGGAAACCCGCAAAGUCCAGGGUUACCCUCGUAAAUUGAGGGAUUAACAAAGGUUUGGAACUGGUUGGCUAAUGGAAUCGCUCCUGACAGGCUAUUGUGCGAUAGAUUUAAGUAGUUCAAGCCCGUCAUGGAAGGCAUGCUCAUGGGAAUUGGACCUGAAAGUUGGUUGCAAGAGAGGUCGAGAGUUUCUAGAAGUUUCAGGUUUCCGAUAUUUUCUGGUAUUUCUCCUGUCAGUCGGUUCCAUGAUACAUUAAGCGUACCCAAAUACGACAGCUUUGAUAUCUCAUCUGGGAUCAGUCCUUGUAGAUUAUUCACAGACAUAUCUAUCACAUUCACCACAGCAACUAUCUUGGUGUAGUCAACUUGUCUCCCCUUCACAUUUAACUGCACUUCCUGUAUAUAGGUGACACGAUUAGUUACGACACUGUAUGGUCUGAAGGAUUUCAGACCACUGAGAUUGCCCAAACAUGUCGGGAGUGACCCUGAUAAAUUGUUAUGAGCAAAGUCCAAGAUGUGGAGAUCCGGAAUACCGCAAAGACUUUCAGGAACAAUUCCAUUCAGAUUGUUAGCUCUCAGAAUUAGUAUUUCCAUGGACGCUAGCCUUUCGCCAAUCCAACUCGGUAUGCUUCCAACGAACUGGUUGUGUCCAAGAUCAAGAGACGAUACAUGCGUGCAAUUUUUCAGGGAUUCAGACAGCAGUCCUGAAAGAUUGUUCCUAGAUAGUUUCAACACCUGAAGCUUAGGUAGUGAGCACAUAGAUCCCGGGAUGCCGCCAGAUAGAUUGUUCUGCGAAAAAUCUAUAGUAUCCGUGUCUUCCAUACCUUGCCAAUUCUCAGGAAUAACCCCGGACAGCUGAUUGUUUGAAAGAUCAAGGAUGUUUAAUUUCUUCAUCUCACUCAUGGAAGAUGGUAUUUCACCACUUAAAGAGUUCCCAGCAAGUUCCAACACCACCGAUGAUGACAUAUUUUGGCCGAUCGUUGACGGAAUUGAUCCAGAAAACAAGUUACUACUCAGAGACACAGAUUGAACAUCAGAACACAUUGGCACGACGCCCUCUAAAUGAUUAGAACUUACAUCCAGUCUAAUCAUCCCUGGCGUAAAGCGCAACGACUCUGGAACUGUUCCGCGUAUCUCGUUAUUUUGAAGCUCCAACCACCUAAUUUGUGGACUCAACUUCCAGAGCCAAGCAGGUAUUGUGUCUGAAAUUGCAUCAUCAAUGAGGGAUAUUCUAGCCAGUUCCUUCUGAGUCUCGAGCCAUUCCGGGAACUUAGGACCAAGCUGACAAUCUCGGACUAAGAUCACUUGCAGACUAAACGGAGGAAUCCAGUCUUGUCUAACAUCAAAUGCCAAGGAUUUGUUGACAGAGGAUAAAGAAAAAACUUUCAGAUUUUUUAGUGACAUAAAAUGAGACUCUGUGAUGUUCCCCACCCAAUAAUUCCCAAAGAGAUCGAGAUAAGUUAACGACUUAAGCCGGCCGAUGAUUUCCGGGAUGGUUCCGCUCAAUUUAUUAGCAGAAAGGUCUAAAUCCUGCAGCAAAGACAGCCCUUCAACAGAUUCCGGGAUCGUACCUGAUAUCGAGUUGCCGAAGAUUCUAAGCGAUCUCAAGCUUUGGAAUUUUCCUAAUGACUCAGGAAUCAGACCAGUGAACUGGUUAUAACCCAAGUGCAGAACCUCUAAGCUAAAGUUAUUACACUCAGAAAAACUAUCUAAAAGCUGACCUACUUCACCACUAAAGCCAUUGUAAGUCAAGUCUAAAGCUUUCAAAUUACAGAGAUGUCCCCAACCAUAACUCGAUAUCGGACCGGUUAAUUCUGAAUUCAUCAGGUUAAGCUCAACAAGAGUAGUAAUAUUAAACAGCCAUUGAGGUAUUGAGGAAUUGAAAAAAUUAUUAUGAAGAUGAAGAAGCUGCAAAGAAUUGAAACUCAGAGAUGAAACAGAUUGAGGGAAAAAAACAAGAUCACAUGCAGACAAACGUAAUUCUACUAGAGAAUUAAGUUUACUUAAAGAUUGAGCCCAAGUGUUUGAUAUUAAGCUAAGAUUAACAUUUCCUAAGUUUAGGUACUUAAGCUGAGAUAAACCAGAAAUCCAGGUGGCUUCAGACACCCAAAGUUUUUCAGGAAAUGGUAUAAGGUACGAGUAUGUGAAGAGAUCCAAACUUUCCAGAUUUUGUAGGUUUCCGAUCUCUGGAGGAACGUUUCCGGCGAAGGAAGCGUGAGAAAGGUUCAGGUAUCUGAGUUCAGUAAGGUUAGAAAUGAAACUCGGAAUGGGCACGUGUUGAAAAUUGUUAACACUCAAGUCUAAAUAUUGCAGAUGUUUUAACUGAAGCAGAGACGGAUGAAGUUGACCCGACAAGCAAGAGCGAUUAAAAGCAUCGGCUUCAGUUCCAGACAUGAGAUAUUCAGGAUGAGUAAGGUUAUAAGGGUUUCUGAGAUGGAGCUGGAUGACAUUACCUGUGUCCGCGCUGCAUACGACGCCGUUCCAUUUGCAGCAGUCGGGGCCAGUCCAAGACGAAAGGCGAGCUGAUGGAUCUAUAAGAGCGUUUUUGAACGUAAGAAGCGCCUCCCUCUCGGUCGGAAUGCAACCUGUAGUAAAGUUAAAGAAGAGGAAAAGAAGGAGGAGGUGCGAACAGAUGUGUAUAUUAUUGGCCAUCAAGAAAGUGAAAUAGUUUGCAAGAGAAUUGUGAUCUGUAAAAUAGAUGCAGACAUUGAGGUAUUCAAUUUCAUUGCAUUAUGGAGUAAAGAUUUUGGGACUGAGUGGAGAGUCAAGUCUAGUUACUGUCAUAAAUACCAAAACAAGUUUUUGUAAACGGGUCUGUGUAGCCCCUAAUACAAGUUACAAAAGUCAAACAUUAAACCAUCA
Messenger RNA from Mercurialis annua (annual mercury), 5020 nucleotides. Its product is annotated as beta-glucosidase 42-like. Bases 858 to 1802 code for a protein of 314 amino acids. Gene Ontology annotation, biological process: carbohydrate metabolic process. NCBI's taxonomy places the organism in Eukaryota, Viridiplantae, Streptophyta, Magnoliopsida, Malpighiales, Euphorbiaceae. Gene Ontology annotation, molecular function: beta-glucosidase activity. The record is from RefSeq and is a predicted model, not a curated record. The transcript has 9 exons.